Messenger RNA from Phytophthora nicotianae INRA-310, 288 nucleotides. RefSeq lists its product as hypothetical. The record is from RefSeq and is a predicted model, not a curated record. The transcript has a single exon. The coding region runs from base 1 to 288 and encodes 95 amino acids. NCBI's taxonomy places the organism in Eukaryota, Oomycota, Peronosporomycetes, Peronosporales, Peronosporaceae.
AUGGGGCGCUUUGAUUCCAGCUUGUGGAACGUCAAUAGCAUGAUGGUUGGUGGGAUUGACAUCACAAAAAGGACCAAUAACCCGCUCGAAAAGUACAACCGCGACUUCGGCGAGAAAUUUGGGCGUGGAGCUCAUCCAAGCUUACUGGCGUUCAUGGAUAUAGCUAAAGCCGAGGCACUACGUUACGUGAACCGCAUCCAUGCCAUCAAGCUGGGAAUUCAAACAGCGCCUCGCCACGCUGAAGCUGUCGUCACUCAAGUCCCAGACGACUACACAAACUUCAUGUAA